AUGUCUGGUUUUGUUGGCGUUGUCGUUUCUGAUCAAUGGCUUCAUAGCCAAUUCACACAAGUCGAGCUCCGUGGCCUUCAUGCCAAUUUUGUUUCUGCGUCGAAUGAAUCUGGAAAGGCCACACUGGGCAAUCUACCACCUGUUAUGUGCAAACUUAAGGCCUUGAAGGAUAUUCUCAGUGCAGAUGACAUUAGCCGCAUAUUAAGCGAGUCAGCUACUGAUGCGACUGAAGAGAUUGAUUUUGAAUCCUUUCUUCGGUUAUAUCUAGAUCUACAAGGACGAGCAACUGCUAAAUUGGGUAAUACAAAAUUAAAAACGUCGUCCUCUUUCCUCAAGGCCAGAACAACCACAAUUCGUCACAAUAUUAGUGAAUCUGAAAAGGCAUCAUAUGUUGCACACAUCAAUAGCUUUCUCAGAGAGGACAAGUUUUUGAAGGAUUUUCUUCCUAUAGAUCCAUCUGGUAAUGCACUCUUUGAACUCGUAAAAGGUGGCGUUGUUCUGUGUAAGCUUAUCAAUGUUGCCGUCCCUGGUACUAUAGAUGAGCGUGCAAUCAAUACGAAAAAGGUUCUUAAUCCAUGGGAGACAAAUGAGAAUCACACUCUUUGCCUCAAUUCUGCAAAAGCAAUCGGUUGCACAGUCGUCAAUAUUGGCACACAGGAUUUAGUUGAAGCACGACCUCAUCUGGUUGUCGGGCUGAUUUCUCAAAUUAUCAAGAUACAACUAUUAGCUGAUCUCAAUUUGAAGAAAACACCGCAACUUGUGGAACUGGUGGAGGACAGCAAGGAUGUGGAAGAGCUCUUAGGUUUAGCUCCAGAAAAGGUUUUAUUGAAAUGGAUGAACUUCCAUCUAAAGAAGGCAGGCUAUAAGAAGCAGGUCAAUAAUUUUUCGUCUGAUUUAAAGGACGGAGAGGCCUAUGCUCAUUUACUCAAUGCUCUUGCACCUGAACAUGGUACAACCAACACACUAGAUACGAAAGAUCCAACUGAAAGAGCAAAUUUGAUUAUUGAGCAAGCAGAGAAACUCGAUUGCAAAAGAUAUGUUACCCCACAGGAUAUUGUUGAGGGAUCCCCAAACUUAAAUCUUGCAUUUGUUGCACAAAUAUUCCAACACAGGAAUGGAUUGUCAGUGGACACCAAGAAAAUAUCUUUUGCUGAGAUGAUGGAGGAUGAUGCUCAAACAUCUCGAGAAGAAAGAUGCUUCCGGUUGUGGAUUAACAGCCUUGGAACUGAUACCUACAUAAAUAAUCUAUUUGACAGUGUCCGGACUGGGUGGGUGCUCCUCGAGGUACUCGAUAAAAUUGCACCAGGAUCAGUCAACUGGAAGCAAGCAACAAAACCCCCAAUUAAGAUGCCUUUUAGAAAAGUUGAGAAUUGCAACCAAGUCAUACGGAUUGGAAAAGAACUAAAUUUCUCCCUUGUGAAUGUAGCUGGAAAUGAUAUUGUACAAGGAAACAAGAAGCUCAUAUUAGCCUUUUUGUGGCAGCUAAUGAGGUUCACAAUGCUGCAACUGUUGAAAAACUUGAGGUUUCAUGCCCAAGGGAAGGAAAUAACAGAUGCUGACAUCCUAAAUUGGGCAAACAAAAAAGUGAAGAGUGCAGGCAGAAAAUCUCAAAUAGAUAGCUUCAAGGACAAAAGUCUAUCAAAUGGGAUGUUCUUCUUAGAACUUCUUAGUGCAGUCGAGCCAAGGGUCGUGAAUUGGAGCGUUGUAACCAAGGGGGAAACAGGUACACACUUAUAA
Messenger RNA from Solanum tuberosum (potato), 1737 nucleotides. RefSeq names its product fimbrin-5. Gene Ontology annotation, molecular function: actin filament binding. Gene Ontology annotation, cellular component: actin filament bundle; cytoplasm; actin filament. The coding region runs from base 1 to 1737 and encodes 578 amino acids. The record is from RefSeq and is a predicted model, not a curated record. Lineage: Eukaryota; Viridiplantae; Streptophyta; Magnoliopsida; Solanales; Solanaceae. The transcript has 12 exons. Gene Ontology annotation, biological process: actin filament network formation; actin filament bundle assembly.